Acomys russatus (golden spiny mouse) is the source of this 4502-nucleotide messenger RNA. It is a transcript of the gene Erbb3, whose product is annotated as erb-b2 receptor tyrosine kinase 3. Bases 205 to 4257 code for a protein of 1350 amino acids. The transcript is spliced from 27 exons. Gene Ontology annotation, biological process: cell surface receptor protein tyrosine kinase signaling pathway; protein phosphorylation; multicellular organism development. The record is from RefSeq and is a predicted model, not a curated record. Gene Ontology annotation, cellular component: signaling receptor complex; basal plasma membrane. Gene Ontology annotation, molecular function: protein tyrosine kinase activity; neuregulin receptor activity; ATP binding. NCBI's taxonomy places the organism in Eukaryota, Metazoa, Chordata, Mammalia, Rodentia, Muridae.
CCUCCCUCCCUCCCAGACAGACACCCUCCCCUGCCUUCCCGCUUUGGACUCCGGCUCAGGCUCCGGUUGCAGUUUGCAACCUCCGCUGCCGCCGCUGCCAUCUCUUCGCUUGCCGCUCAGGUGGCUGUCGCUUCGAUGUCCUAACCCAAGGGCCCCCCCCCCGGGCCAGACUCGGCUGGGCUCCCUUCACCCGCGGCUGGAAUCAUGAGGGCGAUUGAAACUCUGCAGGUGCUGGGCUUCCUCCUCAGCCUGGCUCGGGGUUCCGAGAUGGGCAACUCUCAGACAGUGUGUCUUGGGACUCUGAAUGGGCUGAGUGUAAGCGGUGACGCUGAGAAUCAGUACCAGACGCUGUACAAACUCUAUGACCGGUGUGAGGUGGUGAUGGGCAACCUGGAGAUUGUGCUCACGGGACACAAUGCCGACCUUUCCUUCCUGCGGUGGAUCCGAGAAGUGACAGGCUAUGUCCUAGUGGCCAUGAAUGAAUUCUCUAUACUACCUCUGCCCAAUCUCCGAGUGGUCCGGGGAACCCAGGUCUACGAUGGGAAGUUUGCCGUGUUUGUCAUGUUGAAUUACAACACCAACUCCAGCCAUGCGCUGCGCCAGCUCCGGUUCACUCAGCUCACUGAGAUUCUCUCAGGGGGCGUUUACAUUGAGAAGAAUGACAAACUUUGCCACAUGGAUACGAUUGACUGGAGGGACAUCGUGAGGGUUGAAGAUGCUGAGAUCGUGGUGAAAAACAACGGUGGAAGCUGUCCACCCUGUCACGAAGCCUGCAAGGGGCGAUGCUGGGGCCCUGGACCGGAAGACUGCCAGAUAUUGACCAAGACCGUCUGUGCCCCUCAGUGUAACUGUCACUGCUUUGGGCCCAACCCUAAUCAGUGCUGUCACGAUGAGUGUGCAGGGGGCUGCUCUGGACCCCAGGACACAGAUUGCUUUGCCUGCCGCCACUUCAACGACAGUGGAGCCUGUGUGCCCCGGUGUCCCCAGCCUCUUGUGUACAACAAACUAACGUUCCAGCUUGAACCCAACCCCCACACCAAGUAUCAAUAUGGAGGAGUCUGUGUUGCCAGCUGUCCCCGUAACUUUGUGGUGGAUCAGACGUCUUGUGUUAGGGCCUGUCCUCCUGACAAGAUGGAAGUAGAUAAAAAUGGAGUCAAGAUGUGUGAGCCUUGUGGAGGGCUGUGUCCAAAAGCCUGUGAGGGGACAGGCUCAGGAAGCCGCUUCCAGACUGUGGAUUCGAGCAACAUCGAUGGGUUCGUGAACUGUACCAAGAUCCUGGGCAAUUUGGACUUCCUCAUCACUGGCCUCAACGGGGACCCUUGGCACAAGAUCCCUGCACUGGACCCAGAGAAGCUCAAUGUUUUCAGGACAGUGCGGGAGAUCACAGGGUACCUGAACAUCCAGUCCUGGCCUCCGCACAUGCACAACUUCAGUGUUUUCUCCAACCUCACAACCAUCGGAGGCAGAAGCCUCUACAACCGGGGCUUCUCCUUGCUGAUCAUGAAGAACUUGAACGUGACAUCUCUGGGCCUACGGUCCCUGAAGGAAAUCAGUGCUGGCCGUGUCUACAUAAGCUCCAACCAGCAGCUUUGCUACCACCACUCUCUGAACUGGACCAGACUGCUGCGGGGGCCUUCCGACGAGAGACUGGACAUCAAGAACAACCGGCCUGAGACAGAGUGCAGGAAAGAGGGCAAAACGUGUGAUCCUCUGUGCUCCUCCGGGGGGUGCUGGGGCCCAGGCCCCAGUCAGUGUUUGUCUUGUCGAAACUAUAGCCGAGAAGGUGUCUGUGUGACUCACUGCAACUUGCUGAAAGGGGAACCUCGUGAGUUUGUUCAUGAGGCCGAAUGUUUCUCCUGCCACCCGGAAUGCCUAACCAUGGAGGGCACCAGCACGUGCAAUGGCUCGGGUUCCGAUGCCUGUGCUCAGUGUGCCCAUUUUCGCGACGGGCCCCACUGUGUGAACAGCUGCCCCCACGGAAUCCUAGGCGCCAAAGGUCCAAUCUACAAGUACCCCGAUGCUCAGAAUGAAUGUCGGCCCUGCCACGAGAACUGCACCCAGGGGUCAGUGAUGGGAUGCACACUGUACAGCCGACAUUUGUGGAGCCUCAGUAAACCCAGGACUCUGGCUUCUUCUCUGUGUCCCCGUAGCAAACCCCACCUAGUGACCGCUGUGACGGCAGGACUGGCCGUGAGUCUCCUGAUUCUGGGAGGGUCUUUCCUCUACUGGCGAGGGCGCAGGAUUCAGAACAAAAGGGCCAUGAGGCGCUACUUGGAACGGGGUGAGAGCAUUGAGCCUCUGGACCCCAGUGAGAAGGCAAACAAAGUCUUGGCCAGAAUCUUUAAAGAGACAGAGCUGAGGAAGCUUAAAGCACUUGGUUCUGGUGUGUUUGGAACUGUACACAAGGGCAUUUGGAUUCCUGAGGGCGAAUCCAUUAAGAUCCCAGUCUGCAUUAAAGUCAUCGAGGACAAGAGCGGGCGGCAAAGCUUUCAAGCUGUGACUGAUCAUAUGCUGGCCAUUGGCAGCCUAGACCACGCCCAUAUUGUACGGCUCCUGGGACUAUGCCCUGGGUCAUCUCUGCAGCUUGUCACUCAGUACUUGCCUCUGGGCUCCCUCCUGGAUCACGUGAGGCAACACCGUGGGACACUGGGACCACAGCUGCUGCUCAACUGGGGGGUACAGAUUGCCAAGGGUAUGUACUACCUGGAGGAGCACGGCAUGGUGCACAGGGAUCUCGCGCUGCGGAACGUGCUGCUCAAGUCGCCCAGUCAGGUCCAGGUGGCAGAUUUUGGAGUGGCUGACCUGUUGCCGCCCGAUGACAAGCAGUUACUACACAGUGAGAUCAAGACUCCAAUUAAGUGGAUGGCCCUUGAGAGUAUCCACUUUGGGAAAUACACACAUCAGAGUGAUGUCUGGGGUUAUGGUGUAACAGUUUGGGAGCUGAUGACCUUCGGAGCAGAGCCCUACGCAGGCCUGCGACUGGCUGAAAUACCAGACCUGCUGGAGAAAGGAGAGCGGUUAGCACAGCCCCAGAUCUGCACCAUUGAUGUCUACAUGGUCAUGGUCAAGUGCUGGAUGAUUGAUGAGAACAUUCGUCCAACCUUUAAAGAACUAGCCAAUGAGUUUACCAGGAUGGCCCGUGACCCUCCACGCUACCUGGUCAUAAAGAGAGAGAGUGGGCCGGGGAUCGCUCCCGCGGCAGAGCCCUCUUCUCUGACCAACAAAGAACUGGAGGAAGUGGAAGUGGAGCCAGAGCUGGACCUGGACCUGGACUUGGAGGCAGAGGAGGACAGCCUGGCGACCACGCUGGGUUCUGUCCUCAGCUUACCUGUGGGGACACUUACCCGCCCACGUGGGAGCCAGAGUCUUUUAAAUCCCUCAUCUGGGUACAUGCCCAUGAACCAGAGUAAUCUCGGGGAGGCCAGUCUGGAUUCUGCAGUUUUGGGGGGCCACGAACAGUUCCCCCGUCCCAUCUCUCUGCACCCGAUUCCACGGGGACGUCUGGCGUCAGAGUCAUCUGAGGGUCACGUGACAGGCUCUGAGGCUGAACUCCAAGAGAGAGUAUCCGUGUGUAGGAGCCGGAGCCGAAGCCGCAGCCCACGGCCGCGAGGAGACAGUGCCUACCAUUCGCAGCGACACAGCCUGCUUACUCCUGUCACCCCACUCUCCUCACCAGGGUUAGCGGAAGAGGAUAGCAAUGGCUAUGUCAUGCCAGAUACACACCUCAGAGGUACACCCUCCUCCCGGGAAGGCACCCUUUCUUCAGUAGGUCUCAGCUCUGUGCUGGGUACCGAAGAAGAUGAAGACGAGGAGUAUGAAUACAUGAACCGGAAGAGAAGGAACAGCCCGCCUCUGCCCCCUAGGCCUGGUUCCCUUGAGGAGCUGGGCUACGAGUACAUGGAUGUGGGCUCGGACCUUAGUGCUUCUCUGGGCAGCACUCAGAGUUGCCCGCUCCAUCCCGUGGCCAUUAUGCCCUCUGCUGGCACAACUCCAGACGAGGACUAUGAAUACAUGAACCGCAGGCGAGGAGGUGUGGGUGGUCCCGGAGGGGACUAUGCAGCCAUGGGGGCCUGCCCGGCAGCUGAACAAGGCUAUGAAGAGAUGCGAGCUUUCCUAGGGCCUGGACACCAUGCCCCCCACGUUCGUUAUGCCCGACUCAAAACUCUGCGGAGUUUGGAAGCCACUGACUCUGCCUUUGACAAUCCUGAUUACUGGCACAGCAGGCUUUUCCCCAAGGCUAAUGCCCAGAGAACCUAACCUCUGCUCCUUGAACCUCCCAGGGAGCAUCUGAUGGCAGCUGGUGCCUCUUGAGGGUACCCCUUCCUCACCCCUCUCCCUCGGGUCCCACCCCCAUUUCUCCAGUCCUAGACGAUGCCAGCCAACCUUUGGAGACUCGUAAACAUAGCCUCACAAGACAUUUGUGGUAUGUAGCCAGCUGUGCACUUUCUUCUCUUCCCCAACCCCAGGGAAAAGAGAAGGCUUUCCUAUUCGUCUGCUUUCCC